Pelmatolapia mariae (spotted tilapia) is the source of this 5044-nucleotide messenger RNA. It is a transcript of the gene lrrc75bb, whose product is annotated as leucine rich repeat containing 75Bb. The record is from RefSeq and is a predicted model, not a curated record. The coding region runs from base 222 to 1361 and encodes 379 amino acids. The transcript is spliced from 4 exons. Lineage: Eukaryota; Metazoa; Chordata; Actinopteri; Cichliformes; Cichlidae.
CAGAGUGCUUAGGCAGUGCAUGGACAGAUGCAGACUGAGAGAAGACGGCGGCGAAACCAGCCGCACAUUUACGGUGGCGAUGCUGUGCGGUUGGUUAGUAGCCUUCAAACUUUGAGCCACUAUUUUAUGCAUCUCCUCACAUUUCAAGUUAAGUGUGAUGUUUUGGCUGCACGCUGAAAAUUCGCUCUCCGCACCAACAGUGACACAUCCUCCCAGGAGUGAUGGGCUCUAAGUUGACCAGACAGAGAAGUCUCGAUUUUGAUAGCAAAUUGUCAAAAAGGAGACGCCAGAGGAAUGAUAUUCCUGGAGAGAGCGAGAGGAGUGGCGGCAGGAGCGGAGACUUCUUGUUUACCUCCCUGAUGCUCAAGUCCGACAAGCUUCCAGGGAUGCUGCGGAAAACCAACCACAGCCCAUAUGUCAGGCGGGUGGCUUGGGUCCGGGAAAUCCAGAGGCUUCUCCGGGAGCAGAAGAUGGAGCAAGCGGCCGAAGUGCUGAAAGUGCUGAGAAAGGAUUUGGGACUUCAGGGAACGUCACUCAAUGACAUUUUGUACAAAAAUGCAGCGUUUCUAAACCUGGUGGACCCCAUUUCCCAUGAAUUGCUGCUCAGCCUUGCCCGGGACCUGCAGUGUCCAAAAAGGGAGACUGACUCGUUCAAGUCUACUAACAAGAUAUGUCGCCAACUGAUUUACCACCUGACCCCUCACUCCAAGUGGACAAGACAGAGCGUUCCCAGGAGAAAGUCCCAGGCCUGCCUGAAGACCACGCUGAAAAAGAAGCUUUCGGGAGACGUGGUCAACCUGUCGGGAAUCCCGCUCUCCGGCCGGGAUGUCCACCGCGUGGCCUUCUACCUUCAGAGCAGCAGUGACAUGGUGUCCGCCGUAGACCUGAGCUUCACUGAACUGCAGGAUGAGAGCUUACGCAUGCUGCUGCCCUACCUCAGCUGCUUGCCGAAACUCACCAUACUUGCUGUUAAUGGCAACCGUCUGACAGCGGCCAUCCUGAAAGACCUGACAGAUGUAAUGAAGGAGCCCAAGAAGUUCCCCACGCUGGCCUGGAUUGACUUGGGGAACAAUGUGGAUAUCUUCACCAUCCCGCAGCCGCUGCUCGUGGCGCUGCGGCGCCGCUUCGGUUUACGCAGCAGCCUCCCCACCAUCUACGAGUACAGUGAGGCGCAGGCAUUCGGUAGCUAUAACCCGAACAUGGAGACCUCUGUGGAGGAGCCUAGUCUGUACGAGGAGGGAGAUAUAGUAGAAGAUGAUAGAGAGGAGGAGGAGGAGGAGGACAGACUGGAGCUUCAAGCCUGGGGCUUUGGAGAAGAAAGCAUGUCAAAAAAUGUGCCGGUGCACUUCUGUGGGAGGUGAUCGCCCAGAGCUGCUUUCUUUUUGACUGGCAGCCUUGCAUAUCCCUCUGUAUCACCUUGCUCCUCCUGCGUUAGCCGAUGUCAGUGUGGUAGAAGAUGCUUACAGUGACCCACACGUUUCUGAAAAUAACUUUAAAAUAAGUAAAUGUGCUGUAGUCCCUCUGGAUGCUCUGACUACUGAAAUUAAAUGUGAGAAUAUGUUUGUGGACUGAUUUAUCCUUCAUUUAUCCAGGGGAGUCUGAACUGAUCCAGCUUCCAGCGCUUCAUCUUACUGAAGUUGUGUGCUUGUCCCACUUGGAAGCUGGAGCAGCUGUGGAUUAAGUGCCUUGCACGAGGGCACAUCAGCAGUAGCUGCUGAGGAAGAGGGGAGUGUUAUUAAUUCACUUUCUCUAAGCACAUCCUUUCUUUUUUCCAUUCCUUGCCUGAAUAUGUCAGGGUCUGAUAUAUAUGUAAGUAACUAUAUAUCCUGCAUAGGAAACACUUAAGAAACAGGAACAUUUAACUUACUUAGAGAAGAAAGAGUGUGGAAAGUAUAAGCAACAAGUUGACUGUAAUGAGUCGUUCAUCAGCACUCCUGAUCCAAGACUGUACACUAGAGCCAGCUGGAGACACUAUAUUAGUGAUUAGUUCAUAAUUAUCCAUAAAGUGAGGAGUUUGAUUGAAACACAAAGUGAUAGAGUAGUCAUGAGGAACUGCUGAGGCCACACAGACAGAGUAACAAAUGUUAAAUAUUAAUUUGAUUUUUAGUAAUGAAUGAGCAGUUAUUGUUUUGGGUUGAUGAAUAUUUGGAUCAGAGUUGAUGAAUUUAUGUAUGAUUAUGAACCAGUCCUCCUCCUCCUCCUCCUCCUCCCCCUCCUCCAUCCCACCCAAUCCCUAACAUCCUGUCACACCAACCCUCUGCAAUUACUCCUUCACUACAUCUUUGAAUCUCUUUUGUGGUUUUCCUCUUUUCCUCCUCCCUGGCAGCUCCAUCAUUAGCAUCCUUUGUCCAUUAUCUCCACUAUCCCUCCUCUGCACAUGUCCAAACCAUCUCAGUAUUGCCUCUCUAACUUUGUCUCCAAACUAUGAGUACCACCAUCUCCAAGUCAUACACCACCGCAGGUCUCACUACCUUCCUGUAAACUUUCCUUUUGACUCUCGCUGCUAUCCUUCUGGCACUCAUCUCCACCCUGCCUGCACCCUCUUCUUCACCUCUCUUGUGCACUGCCUCUCUCUUUGGAUGGUUACCCCCAGGUGUUUCACCUAAUGAUACACUAAUAUAGUAUUUUCCAGCUGGUUCUGUAGGAAGUAAUUGUCAGAAGUUCGGGUGGGAGAGCACUGAUGAACGACUGAUUACAUAUCGGUUCAUUCCUGAGUCAUUCCUCUCUUGUUCUAACUAAGCAAGUUUUUUUCUGCCCUUUAUUGUAAAAUCUUAGAGCUUUUUUGUGAUAUGUAUGUUUUAUCUGGAAAUAAAUAAAAGUAAUUCUGUUUUCAUUCAAUAUGAUUUCAGUUUUGCUACAGCUGGGACUCUGCAUUUAUUCAGGAGUUAUUUUAUUAAAUCCACGAUCAGUUAUGAUAAGCUAAUAAAGCAUACUGAAUGAUGCUUCAAGUCCGUGCCGAUGUGCCGACAGAAGCCCUGAUGCACGCAUGGACACAUGCUGGCAGGAGCACACAGAGUUUGGGCGUGAGCUGCUGAUGAACUGGUUACUGCCUCUAUCAGGGCUCGUUAUGCCCCUUAAGUCAGAGACGGUGUACAGAGGAUCUAUUUUUUUCUCAGCAAAUAGGACUGUAGCCCCAGAUCAUUUCGUCCAAUGGCGAUCAUCGAAUGAUUCCGUUUAUGAAUCAGACAACAAGAAACGAGAAGGAAACCGCCUAUUUUGAAGAUGUUCUCACAGUUUUGUAGACUACAAGCAGUUCUGCUUUUUCUUUCCCUUUCUGCUGUUACGCUCCCACGGACAGAUCAGAUUUUGUUGUGGCAUGAGUUUUGUUUGUUUGUUUUUAUAUAUAUGGGUGGCUGCCACCCUUUUGUAUUGGUUUUAACAAGUGGGCAUGACUGUUUACUGUAACACAGCAUCAGAACCCGCAGACAGAUAGCAUCUACGUGUGCACUACAUUUCCAAAUACAUUUCGAAUUCUUUUGAAUGGGAAGGUUGAUGAUUUUUUUUUUAAAAACUGCUGUCUGUGAAUACAGCUCACACUUUAUCCUACCAGUAUUAAUGUGGUCUGUUCUCUGUCAGUGCUGUUAUUCACGAAAUUCAGAGUAUUUGUGUUUACAGGGGGACAUUAAUGAAAUGGAUCCUUGGCUUUUGUGUGUCUGUGAGAUGGUAAUUAGACUGUGUGCACGAGUGUGUUUUGAACAUGCAGAGUAAAUUACUACCUUUGAUCACAGAAAUGAAAUGUUUACUCAUUUGCACAACUCCGUCCCUGAAUUUGCAAUCUUUCCUGUUUUUAUUGUUGAUAUAAAAAUAAACGAGUGACUCAGCUGCAUAGCAGAAAUGAAAAUCUGUCCACAUCCUCGAUUUGAUAGAUAAGACGUUGACCUUCCUGGAAAUUCACUGCGGUAAAGUCGUUUGAAAGUUUACUCAAAUUUGACUUUGGCUCGCGAGCUCUUGGCUCCAUUCUAAGGUGAAAGUGAUGUCGGCCUGCUGUUCCUUCAGAAGUAAACACAGUUUGAAUAACAUUUCCCUUUUGUGGACUUGUUUCUCGCUAAAGUGAGAAAUAAUUCUGUUUGGUGAAGCAUCUGGAUCGCUCUGCUUACAUAGUUUGUCUCCUUAAGAAGAAGGAGAGCAAUCGCCCUUAUUUACUCUGAUACUAGUCAUUCCUUUACCGUGUACCCACAUCCAUCCACGCUAACUUUGUCAAGCUGCAGUUUUGACAGCUCGCUUGUCUAGUUUAGAACAGGGGUGGAAAAUCAAAACAGGGCACUCAUGGGAACGUGUAACCAGUAUAAUCACUGGUUCGUUAACACAACGGAUCGGUUUCACACCAUAAACAUUCAUUCGUUACUCUGUAGUAACACUAAACAGUCUCUCUUUGUUUUAAGCUUGCCAUGGGAAAACAUACCCACAUUUCUGUUUUUCAGGUUUUACCGGUGCUUUAUACUCUGUCAUUCUUAUAACUGGGAAAUUUACUCAUCUGACUGGAAAGAUGUGUGUCAGAUCUAUGGGGGCAUAAGGUAUAUUUGAUGUUUGUAUUUUUAUGACAUGCACGUAUAUAUAUAUAUGCUUUAAAGAGAUAUAUUCCUCCCACCACAAGUUGCACCUAAGUCACGCUGCCUGGAAAGCACAUGCGUACUCUCAUUCAUCAGGAAUACUUUAAACAUUUUCAAGGGGCUCCAAUUUCAGCAGCUGGUUUCCAUGUCAGUUUUUAGUGCUGCGUAGAGAUGAGAACGGUUCCUUGUACAGGCCUGUCAGAGGCACCACCGUAUCAACAUCCUGAUGGCUAGUUGUGGCUCUGCUUGCAAGGCAUUUUUAUGUUUGCAGGAACAGAGCCUGAGGCUGUCCAUCUGUGAUUCCAGUCUGUCCUUCUAAAGGAAACACAGGAGUGUCAGAUAACAGAGGAUGUUGUUCUGGUUUGUAGAGGACGCCGAAACACUAUGCAGAGUGCACCUCUGGAGCCUCACAUCUGUGCAGUUUGUGACACUUGACUACUGUCUCAAAAAUCAUAGUGGACAAUAAUAAAGUAUAUUUACUUAUUGUAAAUACU